CCCCCCCCACUUAAGCACGACAUUGCCCUCAAUGGAGCAUAGGGAGAGAUAAGGGGAACGAUGUUACCGGAUUGAAAUGCUGCGGGAGACUGUAGUGGACCAGUCGGCGGGGAACUUAUCGAACGAACGGGCAGUUCUGCACGAAGGGAAUAACAAGAACACACAAGCACAUUGUGCGUUAGGGAUCAUAGUUGGUCCAAAUGGCCACAAAAGAAACAAUCCACAAAAGAAAACCAAAAGAACAAAAACAAACGAUAGACUCAGUUCAAGCUCCUCAAACACAUGGCGCAAACAUAAAAAGUCUAAAAAAGCACACACUGAGGGGCGACAAGUAUAGCCUACUCGUCACCAAGGUUGUCCAGAUCUAUGUCAUUCAUGAAUGCAUCAUCAUCAUCAGCUGGUGGAGGUGGAAGUGGAGAGUCCUCCCAGGGAGUCCUCCAGACUGGCUGCUCGCCCGGUAGCAGCUGGAGCAGGUGCUGUUGGACCUCCUGCAUGGGCCGAGAUCGUGCCUACUCCCUCUCGAUGCGAGCCAGGGUCACCCCCUGCUGGGUCUCCAUCCGAUCAAGACGCUCAUCAUAAGCGGCCAUCUGAGUUUGGUACUCGGCAUGGUGAGCCGAAUACUGCUGCUGAAACUGGAGCUGAUGGUCGUAGAGAUGCUGAUUCUAGAGACGCAGCUGCUCGAACUGCUGAGUGAAGUAGUCCUGGCCGAGGAAAGUGGAACUGCCACCCCCGUACUCGAAGGUGGUGGGGCGGGACGGCAGCAGUAUCAUCCACA
Molecule: messenger RNA, 775 nt
Organism: Linum trigynum
Lineage: Eukaryota; Viridiplantae; Streptophyta; Magnoliopsida; Malpighiales; Linaceae
Source: the annotation of a GenBank genome assembly